AUGCUAGCGGACUGCCAUGGCCGCAAGAGCGAGGGCUGGGGGGCGGAGUGUGACCGCGCGUUGUAUCUGGAGUCCGUGCUCAAGAAGAUCGAUAGCAGCAGCAGUGCGGGUUCAACUUUCGCUACAGGCGCUGGUGCGGCUGCUGAGGACACGCAGCAGCACCAGCAGCAGGUGGCGCUGGAUUCGGCUGCCAAUGAGAUCGCCGUGGUUUCUGAAGCGGAGCUCCCUUUCUCGGCUUUCUUCCAUGAGUACGCAGUGCCCCGACGCCCGGUGGCGAUACUCUCGGGAGGCGGUGGGGCCGGCGGCAGCGGCAAGCCGGCAGAUGCUACGGAUGGCGAAGAACAAGGCGACCUCGGCGACCAAGCCAUGAAUACCGCUCAACAGGACGGGGAGGAGGAGAACGGGCAACAACGCGUCCAGGAUCUAAUCUUGAGCGGGAUAGAAUCUUGCUUGGCACACUCGGUGGAUCCAGCGUUGGGGACGGCGGAUGGACCCCUGCGUGCGUGCCACGACUCGUUGCUGGAGAGCUUGCCAGUCCCACGCUACGCUUCCGAGGACUUCGUGCAGAGGUUUCGGGGACAGGACGUGCUUCCGGUCGGGGAACAUGCCGAGGUUGAGCGCUUCGUGUCUGGCUGGCAGCGCCUACACCGUACCCGUCCAGGCGCGUACACCCCACCGACCGCUUGUCCCGCGGGGGCCAACACCCUGAUCACCGUCAUGUCAGGAACUCUCCAGGUGUUGGUCUACUCGUCGGCCGACGAGUUGCCCAGCCUCAAACCAACGUUUGGCAACGCGCCGUGCUCUCCUGUUCCGUCUCGUACGUCUGCCGGGGACGAUGGUGAUUCAAAGUCCAGCAAGUCCGAAGGCGAUGGACACGAGAACACCGGCGAAGAAGAGCAGUUUGAUGUCGACAACGGUACCGGCGAGGAGAGGGAACGGGAAGAGCACCGCAGUGGUUCGGGGCACGCAGAGGAAACUAUCACAAGCACCGCGUCGAAUCCUACUCGUGAGCCGCUAGAGGAGGGGUUUGGGCUGGAGAGGACAACGGCAGAUCAACAGAAGCAGAACUUCUCCAUGAUGAGCUCGUUGGACGGAGCACGGGUCAAGGACGAGACGGAGGAUACGAGCACUAGCGAGAAGAAGGAGGAGCCCCGAACACUUGACGCUUCCGACAGUACGUCGAACGGCCACAGACGAUACUCUCAUCACCCUUCGGAGAGCCAUCACUGGCCCCACGAGCCUAAAUACUGCGCCGACGUCUGGCGGGAAGACAGCGAAGACAACAGCAUUGUCACAAGGACCAACGCCCAGGACGUGUCCGCCGGCGACAACCUGUUCGUGCCGUCGGGGGGCGCCGUGUCCUGGCGGGCAAAGGCGGGUGGUGGCGCAGAGGACGAAGGAGCUACAGCCGUGCGUUUCUGCUACGUCGACGCCAGCAACUUCAACUCCGUGAAGAGUCAGCUCCCACUGUACGCGGCAGUCGAGGCCGGAGCCAACGGUCUUCUCCAGGCCUUCCGAUCCCCUGUGUUCGACACCUCCAUGUCUAGGAACCCGUCGACCGUGUCCGCGUCCGAAUUUUUCGAGGGUGGUCGAAAAGCCACCAGCGUGAACCCAUCAGCAUCAUCAUCGACGGAUGCUGAUAGCGGCGAAGCCGGCCUUGAUGCGGAUGGUGACAGUAGUGCGACCGCCGGGGAAAACGCGGGGCGGAAACGAAGGCGACUGAGCUCUACGGAAGAAGUCGGGGAGGAAGGCCGGCAGGCGAGGCCGAAAGUCUUUCAAGGAGUGGCAGGACGACAGCCGCUGGGACCUCAAGUGACGGCUUGCGAGCGCACGGCAUGCACCGUGGAGUGGACGAACAGCUUCGUCAAGCAAGGCCAAGACCAGACGAGGCUCGGGUUUAACUUGUCCUUCGUCCCGGCGGCGACGACCAACGCCUCGAGCCAAGCUGCCGGCCACGGCAGCGGGGGCGGCGGGUACAUGGAGGUGUUCGUAGGGGACUCGAGGCUGAAGUCCGAACAUGCGCGGGACAGGGACUUGCUGAACCUGGGCAUCACGGAAGGAAAGCGGUACACAAUUGUGGUGGACACCAAUCUAGCACCGGACACCCUGUACAGGUUUUCCGUUUGCGUCGUCUACGGCGAAACCGCCGGUCCGUUCUCCGAGUUUUCGAAGCCCGCGCGGACGUCCAUGGUGACAGCCCCGUUGCCAGUUCCCAGGGCGCCGGAAGGGUCUCCCGGGACGCACGCGGUCACGCUCCGUUUCCUGCCGCCUCCCGACCAUGGGGUCCUGAGCAAGUGGCAGGCGGUGGGCAUGGCGCCAGCGCCGGCGCCAAGGCUGGACGUGUCCGUUCACGACACGGAGCCGCAAUCGGUGGCGGUGAAAGUGGAACACCUCGUGCCGGGAGUCGCGUACCAGUUUCGCGUUUGCGCCCAGAACGAUGUUGGGUGA
Molecule: messenger RNA, 2448 nt
Organism: Ectocarpus siliculosus
Lineage: Eukaryota; Phaeophyceae; Ectocarpales; Ectocarpaceae
Source: the annotation of a GenBank genome assembly